AUGUCUGACUUAGAUGAGGAUUUGUUAGCUUUGGCAGGUGCCGACGAAUCUGAAGAAGAAGAUCAAGUUCUGACCACUACAUCCGCCAAAAGGGCUAAAAACAAUGACCAAUCUCUUUCUAAAAAGAGGAGGAUUGAAGUCGGCAGUGCAGAGGAUGACGAGGAAGAGGACGAUUAUAAUCCUUUCUCUGUAGGUAAUGCAGGCUACGGAUCCGAGGAAGAAGAAGAAAAUCCGUUUCCCUUAGAAGGAAAGUACAAGGAUGAAAGUGACAGGGAACACUUGGAGUCCUUACCUGAAAUGGAACGUGAGACCCUAUUAUUUGAGAGAUCUCAGAUUAUGCAGAAGUACCAGGAGAGGAAACUUUUUAGAGCACGUGGGAGAGAUAUGAAAGAACAACAACAAAGAGCCAAGAACGACGAAGAUUCCAGAAAGACCAGGGCCUCUACUAGAUCAACCCAUGCUACCGGGCAUUCUGAUAUCAAGGCUUCAAAACUUUCGCAACUAAAGAAACAGAGAGCGAGGAAAAAUCGUCACUACAGCGACAACGAGGACGAAGACGAUGAAGAAGAAUACAGGGAAGAUGACUACAAGGACGAUGAAGGGAGCGAAUACGGAGAUGAUGAAGAAUACAAUCCAUUUGAUAGAGGGGAUAUAUACGAUAAGAGGGAGGAAGUAGAGUGGGCUGAAGAGGAAGAUGAGCUGGACAGAGAGCCUGAUAUUUCUGAUUUCAACAAACUAAGGAUUGGUCGUUCAUUUGUAGCAAAGUUUUGUUUUUAUCCUGGGUUUGAGGAUGUGGUCAAAGGUUGUUAUGGUAGAGUCAACGUUGGCACAGAUAAACGUACCGGCAAAACUUCUUACCGUAUGGUGAGAAUUGAGAGAGUUUUCUUGCAAAAACCUUACAAUAUGGGUAAGUUUUAUACUAACCAGUAUUUUGGUGUUACUCAAGGUAAAGAUAGGAAGGUUUUCCAAAUGAAUUAUUUUAGUGAUGGUUUGUUUGCCGAUGACGAAUACCAAAGAUAUCUCAGGGCAUUGGAUAAUUCACAAAUGAUUAAACCUUCUUUGCAUUCUUUGAGUAACAAAACGAAAGAAGUUGUGGAUUUUGUCAAUACGCCAUUGACUGAUAAAACUACGGAUGAGGUUGUUCGUCAUAGGAUGCAAUUUAAUAAAAAACUAUCAGGUACGAACGCAGUGUUAGAGAAAACUGUAUUGAGAGGAAAAUUACAGUACGCUAAGGAGACUAAUAAUGAAAAAGACAUCGCAAAAUACUCCGCUCAGUUAAGGAACUUUGAGAAACGAAUGUCUGUAUACGAGAAGCAUCAUGAGAAUGACCAAUCUGAUAUUAAAAAAUUAGGGGAAUUGACCUCUAAGAAUAGAAAAUUGAAUAUGAGUAACAUCAGGAAUGCAGAGCAUGUGAAGAAAGAAGAUAGCAAUAACUUCGAUUCAAAGAGUGAUCCUUUCAGCAGGCUAAAAACCAGGACGAAAGUUUAUUAUCAGGAGAUUCAAAAAGAGGAAAACGCAAAAGCUAAAGAAAUUGCACAACAAGAGAAACUACAAGAAGAUAAAGAUGCUAAAGAUAAGCGUGAGAGAGAGCUACUUGUGGCGCAAUUCAGACGCCUUGGUGGGUUAGAGCGCAUGAUUAGUGAAUUGGACAUCAAAUUUGACUUUAAAUUUUAG
This is a messenger RNA of Saccharomyces paradoxus, 1674 nucleotides long. RefSeq names its product RNA polymerase-associated protein (gene RTF1). Gene Ontology annotation, cellular component: Cdc73/Paf1 complex. Gene Ontology annotation, molecular function: DNA binding; RNA polymerase II C-terminal domain phosphoserine binding. NCBI's taxonomy places the organism in Eukaryota, Fungi, Ascomycota, Saccharomycetes, Saccharomycetales, Saccharomycetaceae. The record is from RefSeq and is a predicted model, not a curated record. Bases 1 to 1674 code for a protein of 557 amino acids. The transcript has a single exon.